GAUCUGCAUCUCCCGUUAAGCUUCAUUUUAAGUUGACUCCACAUCCCGCAAAGGGGUUGAGUUAGUCGCUCCCCCAUGACGUAUGUCUGGACCCCUGAAGUUAUGGUGUCCGUCUGCCCGAGGUUAACUACAAGUGUACCUGCUGUUAUCCAAAGUCAAAUUUUGGGUCUCCCAAAAGCUAUUCAAAACCUCAUUCGAAGUUUCCGGCCCAUAUACAGUCAACUAACCCCCCCUUCCCUCCAACCCCGAAAAUGUCGACCCCAACCCCAAACAUAACUCUCUACUUCCUGCAAGCUUCGCGCAGCAUUCGCAUCGCCUGGCUACUCGAAGAACUCCAUCUGCCUUACAAUAACAUAUUUUACCCUCGCGAGAACAAUAGGGCUCCUGCGGCGUUUAAAAAGGAAUCGGGAAGUGCGUUGGGAAAAGCGCCGGUGUUGAGGGAUGGGGAGGUCCUUGUUUUGGAGAGUGGGGCUAUCACUGAAUAUCUAAUCGAGAGAUACGACUCGAACCAGCGCCUCCUUGGCGGUCAAGAUCCCCUCCUCCGCAAUCGCAUCCGGUCUUUCGUUCACGCAGCAGAAGGGACGUUCAUGCCUCACGCCCUGGCAGUGACUUACGCGCGCUGGAACGCAACCGAGGAUAUGAAAAAUAAUGGCGAUUUGCAGAAACUGGAAGAUGGACUGUAUGGGAAUGUCUUGAGGGAUUUAGACUGGUUGGAUGGGGAGUUGGAGGGGAGGAAGUUCAUUGGUGGGGAGGAGGUGAGCGCUGCGGAUACGAUGUGCGGGUUCAGUGUCCAGUUCAUUUAUGCUAGGGGAUUAGGAGGUAAGAUUGAGCCUGGACGGUUCAAGAAUGUAGAGAGGUGGUUGAAGAAUUGCGAGGAAACAGAUAGUUGGAAGAGAGCCGUUGAGAAGACUGGGCAUCAACUUUGACAGGUACAAAGUAACAAAGUAGGGUGUGUAAAAUGGAAUCAUGAAGAAUUGCCAGAAUAUUUCACGACUAAACGCAUAUCACAAUGCUCUACAGACACUGCAGCAGGCUGGAAAGAAACUUUUUCCAGUAGUGGCAUCCAACCACCGGACUUACA
Messenger RNA from Cadophora gregata, 1081 nucleotides. RefSeq lists its product as uncharacterized. The record is from RefSeq and is a predicted model, not a curated record. The transcript has 3 exons. NCBI's taxonomy places the organism in Eukaryota, Fungi, Ascomycota, Leotiomycetes, Helotiales, Ploettnerulaceae. The coding region runs from base 252 to 926 and encodes 224 amino acids.